Molecule: messenger RNA, 504 nt
Organism: Pochonia chlamydosporia 170
Lineage: Eukaryota; Fungi; Ascomycota; Sordariomycetes; Hypocreales; Clavicipitaceae
Exons: 1
Coding region: 1-504 (167 amino acids)
Source: RefSeq, a predicted model, not a curated record
AUGAGUAUGCACAUCAGCCGUCUCAUUUACCUCCCCUGCUCCAGGCGGGGGUCUGAUAUGCAUCUACCCUUGGAUCUCUUGAGCUGGCCUCUGCAAGUUGUGGUCAUCUGCCUCAAUAGCCCCACGACGUACCGCUCCACUGCCUCACUGCAAUACUCGAAUCAGUUGCCUCGUUUCUACCGGCUCUCUACCACUACAGGCAGCUAUCAGACAAGAGACAUGGGAAGCGAGGGCAUUGCGGAGACAAACGACAACAUGGAUGAGCAACUUCAACCGCACCUCGUACCUACCAUCGUCACAUCAGCUCCGCUUCUUGGGCCGCAUAAUUGGCCUCCAACGCCAACAUCAUUUACUGUCUUGGGCUGGCUCAAGCGGAAGUGUCUUGCGGUAUAUUUCUCCCAUGACUGUGCAGGUCUCAGCCCACAGUCAUGCUGUGUACUUUUAUACUACCUUUUAAUCGGUUUAUUUUCCUUGGCUCGGGCGAAAGAAUGCUUUUUACCAUGA